Messenger RNA from Arabis nemorensis, 669 nucleotides. NCBI's taxonomy places the organism in Eukaryota, Viridiplantae, Streptophyta, Magnoliopsida, Brassicales, Brassicaceae. The record is from the annotation of a GenBank genome assembly.
AUGGUGGACACUAGCUUAAGCAAGGAGGAUGCUAUAGAGGAGAAUGAUUUUGAAACUUGUACUCAUACGAGACAACUUUGUGACAAUGGCAUAAAAAUUGGAGUUUCUAUAAGCAAAACAUUUUCAAACUUCAAUUUCUUGACUGUACUUAACCUUAGUUAUACCAAUCUAGAGAAUGAAGGUACUAUAGCUCUAGUAAACGCUCUCAAGAACUCUGCUCCAUCUCUUGGAGUUAUAGAAAUGGCUGGAAAUAACAUAACACAUGACGCGGCUUCAGCUAUCGCAGCUUGUUUGGCAACAAAGCGACAUCUGAAGAAGUUGAACUUGUCUAAGAAUGAUCUGCAAGAUGAGGGAUGUGUUGAGAUUGUAAAGAUUAUGAAAGAUUUGGAGUUAGAAUAUGUUGAUAUGAGCUACAAUGACUUGAGAAGAGGAGCAUUGGGAUUGGCUCAUGUUGUUGUCAAGAAAGAAAGUUUCAAGAUGUUGAACAUUGAUGGGAAUGUGAUCUCAGUUAAAGGCAUUGAUGAAGUUAAAGAGAUAUUCAAGAAUUGUCCUCAGUUACUUGGACCUUUGGAUGAGAAUAUUCCUGAUGGAGAAGAAAAUGAGGAUCAUGAAGAGCAGAACCUUGAAGAUUUUGAAGAUGAAUUUGUGAGUGUAUUUAUCUUUUAUUAG